GUGGUCCAAUAAAGUAUUUGAAGCACAAGCUUCAUGUGAUUGACGACAAGAAUUUGGUAACCAAAUAUUCACUUAUCGAAGGAGAUGUUCUAGGAGACAAAUUGGAAUCUAUUACCUAUGAUGUCAAAUUCGAAACUUCUGCAAAUGGAGGUUGUAUUUGCAAGACAUCAACUGAGUACCACACAAAAGGUGAUUAUGUUUUUAAGGAAGAAGAACAUAAUGAAGGCAAAGAUAAAGCCAUGGAACUUUUCAAGGCUGUUGAAAAUUACCUUCUUGCCAAUCCUACCGUCUAUGCCUAAAUGAUUACGAGCAUUUUCUUAUAACCGCGGUGUCCGAGUCAGUUUGCAUUUAGCUAGACUAAUUCCACGAGUUACCUGCUUAUAAUUAUGGAGUUUUAUCAAACUAUGUUGAGAGUUUCAAAGUAUUUUUCUUUUGGUUUCCAUCAUAUAUAGUGUUUUGAGUGUGUGUGAUCUUUCCAAAUAUGUCAUGGAAAGAACUUUGAAUAAAGAAUAUCGCAAGCUUUGUACUGUAGUUUCCAAAUGCUUGUACUUAAAUUAAAAUGCCUUGUUCAAUAUACAUAUAUAUAUAUAUA
Molecule: messenger RNA, 592 nt
Organism: Nicotiana attenuata
Lineage: Eukaryota; Viridiplantae; Streptophyta; Magnoliopsida; Solanales; Solanaceae
Product: pathogenesis-related protein STH-2-like
Biological process (GO): abscisic acid-activated signaling pathway; defense response
Cellular component (GO): nucleus; cytoplasm
Molecular function (GO): protein phosphatase inhibitor activity; signaling receptor activity; abscisic acid binding
Source: RefSeq, a predicted model, not a curated record